Peniophora sp. CBMAI 1063 is the source of this 513-nucleotide messenger RNA. The record is from the annotation of a GenBank genome assembly. Lineage: Eukaryota; Fungi; Basidiomycota; Agaricomycetes; Russulales; Peniophoraceae.
AUGACGACCUUCUCACUCGCCUCCACGCUGCACAUCCGGGACUCCCAAUCCAUCCCCGAGCCCAUCGUGCCGCGAGCCUACCAGGCGGCUCAUCUGGGUCACCUUCAUUUCUCAGAUCCUCCGCUGACUGCCUCCGUGUCGGGGACCGCCGUGAGCGUCGUUCGGGACGCGCGCAUCCGGGAGUCCGCAUCGAUCAGCGUCUGGCGAGGUGUCUUAACGGAUGCCAACGGUCAGCCCAUCAGGGUCGUUGGUAAAGAAGCAUAUGACUUCGCACGACUGCGUCGGCUCGCGAACGAGGUCAAGAUCUAUGGCCUUCUCAAGAAGUUCCAGGGAGAUCACAUACCGACCUUGCUCGGGAUGUAUACCCAGGAUCCCGACGUACUUCCCGAUAGCAGGAGUGCCCCAAUACACGCCGUCGUCCUAUGGAUUGAUAUGGGAAUGGCCUUUGAGACAUGGCAAGAUAUUCGCCAGAUGAGCAAGGACUUCCGCAUCAGGGGACCGCCCUGCCGCUAA